UUCAUCAAGAAUUACUAAGCAAAAAAAAAAAAAAAAAAGAAAAGAGAAGGAACUUGUGAUAUAUUUACAUAUACAGGAUGGAGAUGAUUAUGGCUGGGAAGGUGGUGCUAGUUGUGGUCUUAAUGGUGACUAUGUUUGAAGGGUCAAGGUCAUUGACAUUGUGUGAUAUGAACGAUGAUGGGCUUUUGGCUUGUAAGCCAUCAGUGACUAAGCCAGAUCCUGUUGAGCCACCAUCACCAGCAUGUUGUCAGGCUCUUACAGGAGCUAACUUGACUUGCUUGUGUUCUUACAGGAACUCACUUAUGUUGCCUUCUCUUGGUAUUGAUCCUGAUCUUGCUUUGGGUUUGCCUUCCAAGUGUAAUCUCACCCCUCCUGCUGAUUGCUAAGGUGAAAGCUUUUAGGGGCGAGUUCUCCACGAGAUACUUAUUAGUAUUAUUUGUUUCACCAAUAACUGCUCAAGAACUCGUUCUAAUUUUCUGUAAUGCACUGCUGAAUUAUGUGAAGUUAGGGGUCUGAAUUACUUUGAUAGCAUUUUCUUUUCGUAUCAUUAAUAUUGGUCGCUGUUGUUAAAUGAUUCAUUUUGUCUACUGCAGUUCAGUGUUACUUUGAGAUUUCAGUGAUUUCAA
This is a messenger RNA of Ricinus communis (castor bean), 626 nucleotides long. Its product is annotated as putative lipid-transfer protein DIR1. Gene Ontology annotation, biological process: systemic acquired resistance. Lineage: Eukaryota; Viridiplantae; Streptophyta; Magnoliopsida; Malpighiales; Euphorbiaceae. Bases 78 to 386 code for a protein of 102 amino acids. Gene Ontology annotation, molecular function: fatty acid binding. The transcript has a single exon. The record is from RefSeq and is a predicted model, not a curated record.